Molecule: messenger RNA, 5103 nt
Organism: Nylanderia fulva
Lineage: Eukaryota; Metazoa; Arthropoda; Insecta; Hymenoptera; Formicidae
Source: RefSeq, a predicted model, not a curated record
AUGACUCUCGAAGCCCUUCUCGAUCGCCAGCAUGAACUUUUCGGCCUCAUCGCUCGCGCUUGCGAGAACCUACAAAAGCUCGGUCCUUCGAAGACCACCCGUGGUGCGGUGCAAAGUCGUCUAACAAUUUUAAAGGCAAAUUGGGAAAAAUUCCAGGCUCAACACGAAAAUCUAUACAAGCUGAAAUCGUCAGAAUUAAAGAAACUGGACUACAUUGUCGAUAAAAUCUACGAGCAAUGCGAAGAGAAAUUUGCCGAAGCGCAAGGCACUAUGCUCACUAUCCUCGACAGUUUUGCACCACCUCAACAGAAUACAUCAGCCGAAAUUUCUAUGAACUCAUCGUCCGCAUCACAUUCUCGACGUUUGCCUCGCAUCGAUUUACCAAAAUUCAACGGCGAAUAUUCACAGUGGAAUCAUUUCCGAGAUCUCUUUGCUUCUAUGAUCAACGCGAAUACCGAUCUCUCUGCAGUCGAAAAGCUUCAUUAUUUAAAGAUGAGCCUAUCGGAUGAACCGGCUACUCUCUUGAAAGGCGUUGAGAUAUCAAGUGAAGGAUUCAAUCGCGCAUGGGAUACUCUCAUUGACCGUUACGACAACAAGCGUAUCCUGAUAGAGGCUCAGCUCUCCGCUCUGUUUUCGAUUCGCAAGGCGAAAUCCGAAUGUGCAUCGGAAGUGAAACGCCUUCUCUGCGAAUUGAAGGAAGCAAUCGGAGCCCUCGCUACAUUGGGCUGCCCGGUUCAUCACUGGGACAUCAUUCUCAUCUUUAUGACAGUGCGCAAACUAGAUGUCGAAUCUGUUAAGGAGUGGGAAAAAUCACUCGGAGCCACCUCGCAACCACCAUCGUUCGCCGACUUCGAGAAAUUUCUUCUCGGUCGUAUUCUCACUCUCGAAGCCUUCGAACGAACAACGAAUUCUCGGAAACAAAACGCAAGUGCACCUCGAUCUCCAGCUCACGCUCGGGCAUAUACCGCUACUGUGACUGAUCAAAAGUGUGCGUUGUGUUCAUCGGGACAUUACAUUGCCUCGUGUCCAAAGUAUCUCGAAAAGACACCCAUGCAGCGAAAGGAAGUAAUAAUUUCGAAAAAUCUCUGCUUUAAUUGUCUCGGGCCUCAUCAGAUAAAAUCAUGCCGCUCAACAAAACGCUGUCGUCUCUGCCACAAGCAACAUCACUCCACGUUACAUUAUCAAGCCGGUAACGCAGAUGCGAUCGAUGCAUCAGCUGCACACUCAGACUCGUCGACGCCUGUCGUCAAGACAAUCACAUCGUCUCCGCCGGCAAUUCAUACUGCAGGAUCGGAAGUCUCGUUUGUCUCGGAAUCGGUCGCCCAAUUAUUAAAACUCUCGCGUCAAGCGGCGGCUAUUCCGAUUCUCGGCAUCGGAGCUCAUCGCUCAAGCAUAUCAAACGGACUCGUCUGUCUCAAAGUGAUAUCUCAAGUGCAUAAAGACAGUUCUCUCGAAGUCGAUGCUCUCGUACUGCCGAAAUUAACGUCCUAUCUGCCUCCCGCGCGUGUCGAAUAUACUCAGUGGCCGCACAUACAAGGUCUUGAGCUCGCGGAUCCAAACUUCGCCACGCCCGAAAAAAUCGAUCUCAUACUAAGUGUAACGGUGCACGCUCAAAUACUCAAAGACGGUAUUCGUCGAGGAAAUAUCGGCGAACCCAUCGCUCAAGAAACGACUCUCGGAUGGGUGCUAUCAGGGCCCCUCUCAAAUGAUAAUCAGAAGACCAACGCCAUGGAAAACAACUCAGUCAUCGGUCUUCAGUGCUCUCUCGACUCUGAGCUCCUGGAGCUCCUUCAACGCUUCUGGACACAAGAAGAAAUCGCGCCUGCCUCUCAAAUCUCAAUGUCUCCAGAAGAAUCUCAGUGCGAAGAACAUUUCAACAUGACUCAUUCUCGCGACGUCAACGGACGAUUUGUUGUACGCUUGCCUCUCAAGAAGAGUGUUAGUGAAUUUGGUGACUCUCGCUCUAUCGCACUCAAGGCGUUGUAUCGCAUGGAAAAACGAUUCGAAACGAAUCCAUCGCUCAAAAUCCAGUAUAUCGACUUUUUACGUGAGUAUCGUUCUCUCGAUCACAUGCGUCCCGUCGCAUCAAACCGCGCCCAAUCUCGCGAGUUUUUUCUACCGCAUCACGGUGUUACGCGUGAAACUAGCACGACAACAAAACUGCGCGUCGUGUUUAACGGAUCGCAAAAAACAAAUCUCGGCUUGUCGUUAAAUGAGUAUCUCCUUGUCGGGCCGAAACUACAAACGGAUCUCGCGGACAUCCUCAUCCGUUGGCGACGGCAUCGAUACGUGUUCGCGGCCGAUAUCGAGAAAAUGUAUCGGCAGAUUCGCGUGCACGAGGAUGAUUGGCCGUUACAGAAAAUUCUUUGGCGGGACUCUCUCGACGAAAGGCCUCAAGAAUAUGCAUUGUGUACCGUAACGUACGGCCUCGCGUGUGCUCCAUAUCUCGCGCUACGCUGUUUACGGCAACUCGCUCUCGAUUACGAUUCGACUCGCCCUCACGCUUCCGAAACUCUUCGUCGCGACACAUACGUCGAUGAUAUUCUCUCCGGCGACGAAAGCAUCUCUCAGGCGAAAGAAAAAAUCUCGCAACUAAGAACCACUCUCACGGCGGGCGGCUUUACGCUCCGAAAAUGGAUCGCUAACGACUCAAAUCUGCUCGACGAUAUCCCUGCCUGCGAUCGCGAAACAUCUCCUACGCUCUCGGUCAACGACAGUGCGAUACAUCAUACUCUCGGUGUGCGUUGGGAACGCCAAUCAGACAGUUUCGUGUUUUCUCCGCCGUCGCUCACGAUCUCGAAAAAUCGCGUUACAAAACGCUCAGUGCUAUCGCUUAUCGCACGCAUGUUUGAUCCACUCGGAUGGAUUACGCCUAUCACAGUUACCGCAAAGCUGUUCAUGCAAGAACUGUGGGCCAUACGUCUCGACUGGGACGACGAACUCCCGGAAGAUUUAAAGUCACGAUGGACAAGCUACGUCGCUCAACUCACAUGCAUCUCUCGUCUCGCUAUCUCGCGUUGGUUUGGAACAAGUGCUUCGAAUCUCGCCGUGGAAGUGCACGGUUUCGCGGACGCAUCUCAAAGUGCACUCGCCGCGGUCGUUUAUCUCCGCGUUCUCAGUGACAUCGACGACGCUCAAAUAAAACUCAUUUGCUCAAAGACUAAAGUUGCCCCUCUCAAACGAAUGACUAUACCGCGUCUCGAACUCUCAGCUGCAGUGCUGCUCGUGCGUCAAGUUCUCAAAAUUCGCGAAGUGCUUGAACUACAAACCGCGCCAACCCAUCUCUGGACCGAUUCGACGGUCGCUCUUACGUGGAUCAAAAGUCAUCCAUCCCGGUGGAAAGACUUCGUACGGAAUCGUGUCUCCUUUAUUCAAGAGCUCUCAAAUUCUAGAUGGCAUCACGUCUCCGGGAAGGAGAAUCCCGCUGAUCUAGCAUCACGAGGCGUGACUCCUCAACGUCUUCAACAAAACGAGCUCUGGUGGACCGGUCCUCGUUGGUUACAUACGCAUUCGACAUCUUGGCCGUCUUCAAUUCCGAUUCUCGAGUCUACGGACAACCUCGAAGAACGGCCUCCGCAGUGUACAACUGCAGUGGAACAUCAUGAACAUAAACUUUCGAUGCUCGAUCGAUACUCAUCGCUGACGACCCUCAUCAGAACUACCGCCUGGGUCCAGCGUGCUCUUCAACUCUUUCGGAAAUCUGUCGCAUCACGCUCAUCUCACGAGCCUCUCACCGUCGAAGAGUUAGAAUCAGCGCUAAUGCUGUGGGUUAAACUCACGCAGCAAAUUUACUUCUCCUCCGAAAUCAAAACCUUGAAGAGCCAACGAUCACUCUCAACCUCGAGCUCUCUCUAUCGUCUAACGCCAUUCCUCGACAACGAAGGACUUUUGCGUUUACGCGGACGUUUAUUCCGGUCACAACUAGAUCCAGAAGAAAAACAUCCUCUGAUCUUACCUCGAAAAUGUCGAUUAUCCAUUCUUGUGAUGGAUCAUCAUCAUCGAAAGACUCUCCACGGCGGACCUCAGUUAACGUUAUCAUCGAUUCGUCAAAGGUUUUGGAUUAUCGGCGGUCGCGUUCCUAUCCGAGCAUUCAUCCACAAGUGCGUGAUUUGUGCUCGUCAUCAUGCUACUACUGGUCAACAAGCUGUAGGACAGCUUCCAGCAUCACGAGUUGUUCCGCGCCGACCGUUCUUCAACUCUGGCGUCGAUUAUGCCGGGCCACUGACUCUCAAAACUUUUCGCGGACGAGGCUGCAGAACGUACAAGGGAUAUUUCAUCAUUUUCGUUUGUUUCAGUACGUCUGCGAUACAUCUGGAAGUCGCGACUGACUAUUCUACGGACGGCUUUCUGGCGGCGUUCAGGCGAUUUACCGGACGGCGAGGCAUAUGCUCUACUCUGACUAGUGAUUGUGGCACGAAUUUGAUCGGUGCCGACGCAGAACUCAAACGGAUGUUCACGGCAUCUUCUCGCGAGUGGGCUCACAUCGCUAACAUUCUCGCAAAUGACGGAGUGAAGUGGAGUUUUAAUCCACCCUCCGCCCCCCAUUUUGAAGGAAAAUGGGAAGCUGGGGUGAAAUCCGUCAAAUUUCACUUGCGGCGAGUUCUCGGCGACGCUCGCCUCACCUAUGAAGAACUGACAACGCUCUUAGUGCAAAUCGAGGCGAUUCUGAACUCUCGCCCGCUCACUGCACUCUCAGAUGAUCCGUCGGACUCUACCGCUCUCACGCCUGGGCACUUUCUCGUCGGGUCCACUCUCGCUACCGUGCCGGAACCUUCGCUUCAAGAGGUACCUCAAAACCGGUUGUCACGUUGGCAACUAUUGCAAUGUAUGAAGGAAUCAUUCUGGCAACGAUGGUCGUCAGAAUAUUUACAGCAGCUACAGACUACCUCGAAACAAUAUCGACCUCAAGAUGCCUUUCGAAAAGGCGCUCUCGUUCUAAUCAAGGACGAACGAUUUCCUCCAACUAAGUGGCCUCUCGCACGCAUUACUGACGUGCACCCUGGAGUCGACGGACUUAUUCGAGUCGCCACAGUGAAAACAGCUACCUCAAGUUUUAAGAGACCUAUAGUGAAAUUGUGUUUGCUGCCGAUCGAAACUCAAUAG